AGUCGGAGAGCUUCUGUCCGCCUGGUGCCAGAAGUUGAGCAUCACCGUCACCAUGCCGCGAGGAUUCUUAGUGAAGAGGAACCGUAGAGGCUUGGCGUCAUAUCGACUGAGAAAUAACCACAAACCUGAGACGUGCAAUAAGGACGGACACCACCGCGAGGAGGUUGAAGUGACAACGCCGCAGAACGUCUGGUGUGUCCCGGGGACUGAUGUCCUACUCCCGGUGUCCUGCGAGGCUUCCACGGAGGCGUGGAACCUCAACGCGGAGUCCGCUCUGGAGGCAGAGGCGGACCGGCGGCGCGCGCAAUUACCGUACAACGACAUGGACGUUCUCACUCCCGAGUGUGACUUCUCGUGCUUCUUUCCGCCUCCACCUCUACACGGCUCGCCUUUAAUGGAAGCCUGUAGCCCGGUUAAGCCGGUCGGCGCGAGACUACCGGAGCAGCACGAGGGCGGACGAAGUCAGUCGUUAUUUACCGACACACAGGGGAGCGAAAUACCGUUUCCUGUUUCCAUUGAGAGGCUUUUUGCUAGUAAAGACUCCGCCAUGGCUACCGGAGAGAGACUGAACAGACACAACAAAACUUCGGCGGGAAACUCGUGUAAGAAAUCCAAAACGAACCGGAAGCUUAACUUCGAGGACGAGGUCACGACUUCGCCCGUUUUAGGUCUGCGCAUCAAGAAAGAAAGCCCGGAAGUGAGGAAGCAGCACCGGCACAAGUCCGCCGCUGCGAACGGAAGUCACCCGCUCGGAGAGUUCAUCUGCCAGCUGUGUAAGGAGGAGUACACCGACCCGCUCUCCCUCGCGCAGCACCGGUGCUCGCGCAUCGUGCGCGUGGAGUACCGCUGUCCCGAGUGCGACAAAGUCUUCAGUUGUCCGGCCAACUUGGCCUCGCACCGCCGCUGGCAUAAACCGCGUCCGGUGAACAACCCGGCGGGAGAGAGGAGCGCGAAAGAGUUCAAGGUGGACGGGAAAGAGAACGAGCUGCUGUGUGUCGUGGACGGAAACAGCCUCGCGCAGCCGGAUUCGUCGCCUCCUUUCAACCAGGGGGAGAGCCCACCGCCGGGGCUCCUUAUGCUGAACGCCAACCCGUACGGGGCGUCGCUACCGCCCGCGCCUCCGCCGUUCGUCCAGGCGGUGGCGGAAGAAGAGGCGUACGACUGUCGCUACUGCGGCAAGAAGUUCCGACGGCAAGCUUACCUAAAGAAGCACGUGGCGGCCGCGCACGAGAUGACCGCUCGCGCUCCCUCGCCGUACCAGCAGAGCCGCCAGGUGUGCGCGUGUCACCUGUGCGGCGCGCGCUUCCCGUCGGCCGACAUCCGAGACAAGCACCGUGUAUGGCACGCCAUGACCGGCGAGCUGCUGGGAGGGGGACUCAGGGCGGAUGUGUAUGACGGAAGCCGGGAGCAGCAGAUUCUCACGUGCAAAUAUUGUCCGUCCACGUUCCUGAGUUCGCCAGGGCUCACGAGGCACACCAGCAAGGCUCAUCCCGGGGAAAACCUGCACGUCAUGAUGCACAUGGCGGUGAGGAACUGACAUGCUGCUGCUUACUGUACGUGCCAUCUAAUAUGUUUCUAAUGUUUUGUCCCUCCCCAUCAAAACAACUCUCACUGCACUACAAACUACAAUCACCUGUAUUUUAUUUCCUGUUUUGCAGUACGUAUUGUCACUUUUACUAGUAUUUUACUUUUUACUACUCUCUCAAAAAGAAACAGGCAUGGUAAGCUAUGGUGUACUGUCCAAGGUGCUGAAAAUGCCUCCCAGCAGAGGAAAAGGGAAAAAUACCGUAACUAAAAAAAAAAAGGGUACAUUAUCAUUACCUGCUAUACUUAAAAUUAUUUUGUUGCAUUGGAUAUUUCCAACAACAUACAUUUUAUAUGCAUUCUUAUCUAUUCAUAAGUACUAUGUAUUGUUCUUAAUAAACAAGGCACCUUGUUGUAAAUUAUUUGACAUUCAGCUGUAAAAUGUAGUUGGUUCUCAACCUGAAAACGGAAUCACUUAACAUUGUUUUCUAUAAACAUAUAUAACAAUAAUAAUUAAAUGCUUAUAUGCCUUUUUAAAUAAAUGUGCCAAUUGACUUCAAGGGUAUUUUCAUACAAAAAGGGAACAUUUCAUGUUAACAUCACAAUUAAGAGUAUUUAAAAAGUAGAAAUAAUGCAUUUUUUUGACGCUCAUGUAUUGGUGAUUCAAAAAAGACUUGUAUAUUUUGCUAUGUUCUUAAAGUUCAAUGUGAUAUUUAAUCAUUGUCAAUAAAUGUUAAGA
Molecule: messenger RNA, 2263 nt
Organism: Nerophis lumbriciformis (worm pipefish)
Lineage: Eukaryota; Metazoa; Chordata; Actinopteri; Syngnathiformes; Syngnathidae
Gene: insm2
Product: insulinoma-associated 2
Biological process (GO): regulation of cell cycle process; negative regulation of transcription by RNA polymerase II; neuron differentiation
Cellular component (GO): nucleus; transcription repressor complex
Molecular function (GO): RNA polymerase II cis-regulatory region sequence-specific DNA binding; DNA-binding transcription repressor activity, RNA polymerase II-specific
Source: RefSeq, a predicted model, not a curated record